This is a messenger RNA of Effrenium voratum, 3484 nucleotides long. NCBI's taxonomy places the organism in Eukaryota, Dinophyceae, Suessiales, Symbiodiniaceae. The record is from the annotation of a GenBank genome assembly.
AUGGCGGAUCGCCACUGGGAGCAGGUGUCCAACCUCGUGGGCACUCCGGUCAACCCGACCAUGGAGAACUUCACCCUCGAUAAUUUCGUCCAGCUCGGGCUCGUGGAUCACGCCAGCGCCGUGGCCGACAUUGGGGACCGUGCUGGCAAGGAGCAGAACAUCGAGAACCAGCUGAAGAAUAUGCAGGCUGCCUGGGACAAGGUGUUCUUCGACUGCAGCGAGCCUUACAGGACCACGGGCACCUAUAUUCUCAAGGGCGCCGACGAGGUCAUGGCGGUCUUGGACGAGCAGAUCGUGGUGACACAGGCGAUGCAGUUCUCUCCGUUCAACAAGCCCUUCAAAGAUGAGAUUGACGAAUGGAACGACAAGCUGAUGUACGUCUCAGAAUGCUUGGACCAGUGGCUCAAGGUGCAGCGCGCCUGGAUGUACCUGCAGCCCAUCUUCGACUCGCCGGACAUCAUGAAGCAGCUGCCCACGGAGGGCAAGAAGUUCAAAGUCGUGGAUGGCAAGUGGCGCCAGACCAUGGGCCGCGUGCACAGCAACGGCCACGCCCUGACCGCCUGCACGCAGGAGGGGCUGCUGCAGCAGUGGCAGAUAGUGAACAAGGACUUGGAUAUGGUCCAGAAGGGACUGGACGACUACCUGGCCACCAAGUGCGCGGCCUUCGCGCGCUUCUACUUCCUGUCCAACGAUGAGCUGCUGGAGAUCCUGUCUCAGACCAAGGACCCUCUGCGUGUGCAGCCCUUCCUCUCGAAGGUCUUCGAGGCCAUGAAGAAGCUCACCUUCACGGACCAGCUGGUGGCCACCCAGAUGCACUCCAAGGAAGGCGAGAUCAUCGACUUCGUGAAUCCCGUGGUCACGAAGGAUAAGAGCGUGGAGAACUGGAUGACGGAAGUGGAGAAUGAGAUGAUCGCCGGAGUGCGGAACGUGUGCCGCAUCGGGGUGGAGACCUACCCCGAGAUGGCCAGGACAGAAUGGGUGCUCCAGAACCCGGGCCAGGUGUGCCUGAACUCCAGCCAGGUACACUGGACGGCGGAAGUGGAGGAUGCCAUUAAGAAUAACUCCACGGAGAGCUACUUCACGAGACUCUCCGAGCAGUUGCUGGACCUGGUGCGCCUGGUCAGGGGCGACAUUACCAAGUUGCAGCGGAUGAGCAUUGGAGCACUGGUGGUCAUCGAUGUCCACGCCAAGGACACAGUGGAGAAGCUGGCAAAGGAGAAAAUCGAUGACUGCAUGUCCUUCGAGUGGAUCUCGCAGCUCCGCUACUACUGGGAGAUGGACGACCGCAACAUGGAGAACAUGUGGGUUCGGAUGGUGCAGACGCCUUUCCCGUACGGCUACGAGUACCUGGGCAACUCCUUCCGGCUGGUGAUCACACCGCUCACGGAUAUGUGCUACAUGACCCUGAUGGGUGCCCAGAGCCUCAACCUCGGCGGCGCCCCCGCGGGCCCCGCCGGCACCGGCAAGACGGAGACGACCAAGGACCUGGCCAAAGCGUUGGCCAAGCAGUGCGUGGUGUUCAAUUGCUCGCCGGAGAUGGACUACCUCAUGGUUGGCAAGUUCUUCAAGGGUCUCGCCUCCAGUGGUGCCUGGUGCUGCUUCGACGAGUUCAACCGCAUCUACAUCGAGGUGCUGAGCGUGAUCGCUCAGCAGCUCUUGCAGCUCUUCAGCGCGAAGAGGGAGCUGGCCUCCUACAAUGAUACUGUGGAGCUGGAGUUCGACUCCACGGUCAUUUGCAUGAAGCCUACCUUCAACGUCUUUAUUACCAUGAACCCCGGCUAUGCGGGGCGUAGCGAGCUGCCGGACAACCUGGCGGCGCUCUUCCGGCCCAUGGCCAUGAUGGUGCCGGACUACGCCAUGAUCGGUGAGAUCAGCUUCUACGCCUUCGGCUUUGAGAAGGGACGGCAUUUGGCCAAGAAGAUGGUCACCACCUUCCAGCUGUGCAGUGAGCAGCUCAGCGCGCAGAGCCACUAUGACUACGGCAUGCGCGCCGUGAAGACGGUCAUCGAGGCGGCGGGUCUCAACAAGCGGAAGUACCCGGACCAGAGCGAGGCCCAGAUCCUGCUGCGCGCCUUGCAGGACGUCAACGUGCCCAAGUUCUUGAAGGACGACCUGCCGCUCUUCUCCAACAUCAUCUCGGAUCUCUUCCCCGGCGUGGAGAAGCCUGCCAUCGACUACGGGAAGCUGGAGGAGAUGUCCCGGGAGAAGUCCAGGGAGACUCUGCUGCAACCAACGGAAUACUUCAUCAAGAAGCAGUUUGAGCUCUUCGACAUGAUCCAGGUGCGGCACGGCAUGAUGCUGGUGGGGCCCACGGGCGGCGGCAAGACCUGCUGCUACCGGACCUUGCAGGCGGCGUGCACAGCCCUGGUGGAAGCCAAGGAUCCGGAGUCGCCCUUCCAGCGCACCCACGUGCACGUGCUGAACCCCAAGGCCAUCACCCAGAACCAGCUCUACGGCGCCUUCGACGAGGUGACGCGGGAGUGGUCCGACGGCGUGGCCGCGGAGCUGAUCCGCAACGCCACCCGGGACAACCACAACCCGGACCACCACUGGGUCAUGUUCGACGGCCCAGUGGACGCGCUUUGGAUUGAAAGCAUGAACACGGUGCUGGACGACAACAAGAAGCUCUGCCUGGUGAGCGGCGAGAUCAUUGCGCUCACCUCCAAGAUGCGAAUGCAGUUCGAGGUGGAGGACUUGGAAGUGGCAUCGCCUGCCACCGUAUCUCGGUGCGGCAUGAUCUACAUGGAGCCAGAGAGUCUGGGCUUUCAGCCCUUCUACGACUCCUGGCUGGCGUCCUUACCGGAGACCUUCGCCUUCAAGCCCGUGCUGGCGGAAACCUUGCGCCGUCUUCUGGAAGAGGUGGUCGCGCCCUGCAUCGCCUACGUGAACAAGAAGACCAUUCGAUGCGUAACAACCACGGACAACAACACCAUCCAGGCGCUGUUCAAGCUCCUGGACUGCUACUUCGUGGCCUUCCGCCCCAACGAGCUGAAGCCUGCGAACACCUUCAAGGAGGCCAUCGCAGAGCUGUGCCGAACCUGGUGCCCCUCUUCUUCUUCUGCCUGGUCUGGUCCGUGGGCGCCACCUGCGACUCCAAGAGCCGCAAGGGCUUCAGCGACCUCGUCUGGGCCACGGUCAACGAAGACCUCCGGGGGCCGGUGGAAGAGCUCUUGGCCAAGGCCUUCCUCACAGCGCCGCCCUUGCAAGAGAACGUGGAGUUCCCAGGUUUGGAGCCAGGGGAGAAUCUCUACGACUACUUCUACGACCAGGAGAAGCGGCAGUUUGUGCCGUGGAUGACCACCAUCCCUACCUUCGAGGUGCCGCGAGCUUCCAAGUACGAGGAGAUCGUGGUACCCUCCGUGGACUCGGUGCGGUUGGUCUACAUCUUUCAGCUCCUGGUGCUGAACGACAAGCACGUGCUGUGCCCCGGGCCGACCGGCACCGGGAAGAGUGUGAACAUCUCCCUCUGGUUGCAGAAGCAGGC